This is a messenger RNA of Strongylocentrotus purpuratus (purple sea urchin), 2307 nucleotides long. It is a transcript of the gene acss1, whose product is annotated as acetyl-coenzyme A synthetase 2-like, mitochondrial. Gene Ontology annotation, cellular component: mitochondrion. Lineage: Eukaryota; Metazoa; Echinodermata; Echinoidea; Camarodonta; Strongylocentrotidae. Bases 142 to 2283 code for a protein of 713 amino acids. The transcript is spliced from 15 exons. The record is from RefSeq and is a predicted model, not a curated record. Gene Ontology annotation, molecular function: acetyl-CoA synthetase activity; AMP binding.
CGCUUGCCAGGUACGGUAAAUAAACGUUACGCGCGCGAAAUUCAUUCGUUGUUGUUGUACCAUCUCAACUAUCGAAACAGACUAUAUUUACAAUAUUGAAGACUUGAUCUGUACUACAUCGGAGAUCCAGCAUAUUUUAACAUGGCAGCGUUAUACAGAUUAAGCUUGAAACGGUUGAAUCAGUUUGGGAAUGCCGUAAAUUCAUUCACAAACACUGCCAAUCGGAGCUCCAACGCCUUUUGUUUCCAGCGGAACGGAGGGAGUCCCAGCCGCCUGACCACUCGGGGAGCUGAGGUAAGAUCGUUCCGCUGUACAGCAGUGGGGCGUGCCAUGCAAGUUUCAUCAACCAACAUCCCAGAGCUGAACGAUUUUGAAGCACUUGGGUAUUCAUUUAACUCGCAUGAAGAACUGUAUAAAUUUUCACUCAAUGAACCUGAAAUUUUCUGGGGAACACUAGCAAGAAAUAGGUUGCGAUGGUACAGAAAGUUUGAUGAAGUGAUGGACUGCAAUCUUCAAGAGGGCAAAAUUGCCUGGUUUCAAGGAGGCAAAAUAAAUGUAUCAGUGAACUGUAUUGACCGUCACAAGGAGGCUUCCCCCGAUCGGGUAGCCUUGAUAUGGGAGAAAGAUGAGCCUAAUCAGGAGGAGAGGAUCACCUACAAGCAACUGUAUGAGAUGACCAAUCAACUUGCCAACUCACUACGUCGUCAAGGUGUAAAGCGAGGUGAUCGAGUCGCUAUCUACAUGCCUGUUUCUCCUCAUACAGUAGCUGCUAUGUUAGCAUGUGCAAGGAUUGGGGCCAUUCACAGUGUUGUUUUUGCAGGGUUCAGUGCUGAAGCCUUGGCUAGCAGAAUCAUUGAUGCUGGUGUAGAGACUGUUAUGACCACUGACCAGGCUGUGAGAGGAGGAAAGGUCAUCGGUCUGAAGGCUACUGUAGACAAAGCCAUGGAGCAGUGUCCGAAGGUCAAGCGAGUCUUUGUGUCCAAGAGGACUGGAGCUGACAUCCCCAUGUAUGAUAGAGAUAUACCCAUGGAGGAGGCUAUGGCACAAGAAUCAACAGAAUGUGAACCAGAAGUGUUGGACAGUGAGGAUCUUCUCUUCAUGCUUUAUACCUCAGGGUCUACAGGGUCUCCUAAAGGUCUCGCUCAUUCACAAGCUGGUUACCUUCUCUAUGCCAGUCUAACUCACAAGUUUGUAUUUGACUAUCAGCCUGGUGAUGUCUAUGCGUGUGUUGCAGAUGUAGGCUGGAUUACUGGACACAGCUAUGUCGUAUAUGGUCCUCUCAGUAAUGGCGCCACAACCGUGUUGUUUGAAAGCAUUCCCACCUACCCUGAUCCAGGAAGAUAUUGGGAGAUGGUAGAGAGGCUAAAGAUCAACCAGAUUUAUGUAGCCCCUACAGCCGUGAGGUUGCUACUCAAAUCAGGAGACUCUUAUGUGACAAAGUAUGACAGAUCUACAUUGAGAACACUGGGAUGUGUUGGUGAGCCACUGAACCACGAGGCAUGGGAUUGGUACAACAAUGUUGUUGGAGAAGGACGUUGCUCACUAGCUGAUACAUGGUGGCAGACAGAAACCGGUGGUAUAUGUAUCACGCCACGCCCAUCUGCUCCCAAUGCUGAAAUAACAGGUGGUCCUAUGCGCCCCUUCUUUGGAAUCGAACCCGCUCUCCUUGAUGAAAAGUGUCGGGAAGUCACAGUGAACAAUGAGCCUGGCGCCCUCUGCAUCCGGAAACCAUGGCCAGGAAUAGCAAGAACCAUAUAUGGCAAUCACAAACGCUACCUGGAGACGUACCUGAGUCCGUACCCAGGAUUCUAUUUCUCUGGUGAUGGUGCAGUCCGAGACGAUAAAGGUUACUACCACAUCACAGGUAGAAUGGAUGAUGUCAUCAAUGUCACAGGUCAUCGUCUAGGAACAGCAGAGGUCGAGGAUGCUAUGGAUGAGCAUCCUGCCGUAGCGGAGACAGCUGUAGUGGGCUACCCGCAUGACAUUAAAGGAGAAGGUGUGUAUGCAUAUGUGACUCUGAAGGAUGAUGUGACAGAAAGCGAAGGAGAUAUCAUCAAGGAAUUAAAGGCUCUAGUCAGACAGAAGAUCGCUGCUUAUGCUGUUCCUGAUAUCAUCCAGAUCACUCCAGGACUACCGAAGACACGCUCUGGUAAGAUCAUGCGACGUGUCCUCAGGAAGGUGUCAGCUGAUCAGAGCGAUGAACUAGGAGACGUGUCCACCUUGGCUGAUCCUUCCAUCGUAGAGAUCAUCGUAAAGAACCAUGAUAAAGUGGCCAAGAAAUAGAGUUGCCUAGCUGAGAAUUUGAAG